ACGACAGAGCAGUAAAAGCUGAAACCUGAACGAGAGGUAGACAAAACUGCAUCAGGAUUCCCUCUCAAUCAAUACGUCCCUAGCAGAUGCCCAGAUAGUCCAGUCCCAUCUCUCAAUCUUCGCAAAAACAACUCCGGAAUAGGGAUCGAGCUUCUGCAAUUCGUCCAGUUUUGCUCAUUUCUCCUCAUUUCAGAGCUGUAAGAGGAAUACAGGAUCGAAGUAUAAGAGGAAGGACCGAAGGAGGAGGCGUAAGACAGUAGGACUUGAGACUACAGCUUCUCUCUAGGUGGGAUCGGUUAGGGAUCUUCAAACAUUCUGGUGGAUCUGUUCUCUGCUCGGCGGAUCCAAGAUGAAUAUCUUCAGAUUAGCAGGGGACAUGACCCAUCUCGCCAGCGUCCUUGUUUUGCUCCUCAAGAUCCACACCAUCAAAUCCUGCGCUGGCAUAUCGUUGAAGACUCAAGAACUCUACACCAUUGUUUUUGUUGCUCGGUACUUGGAUAUUUUUACCGACUUUAUCUCACUAUAUAAUACCACCAUGAAGUUAAUAUUCUUGGGGAGCUCGUUUUCAAUUGUUUGGUACAUAAGGCGCCACAAGAUUGUCCGUCGAUCUUAUGAUAAAGACCAAGACACCUUUCGCCAUUUUUACCUUGUACUGCCUUGCCUACUUUUGGCCCUUGUUAUUAAUGAAAAGUUCACCUUUAAGGAGGUAAUGUGGACAUUUUCCUUGUACUUGGAGGCUGUUGCCAUACUUCCUCAGCUGGUAUUGCUGCAGAGGACCAGGAACAUUGACAAUUUGACAGGGCAAUAUGUUUUUCUUUUGGGUGCAUACCGAGCAUUGUACAUCCUCAACUGGAUUUAUCGUUUCUUCACUGAGACACAUUAUGUCCACUGGAUAACUUGGAUAGCUGGGCUCAUUCAGACAUUACUUUAUGCUGAUUUCUUUUAUUAUUACUUCCAAAGCUGGAAGAACAACGAGAAGCUCCAGUUACCAGCUUGAGUUCGUCUUCAAUAUCUUAUCAGCAUCUUAAGGAUUCAGUGUAGCAUAUAUGGAUAUAUGUAUUUGUUUGAUCACACAUUCUUGAGCUUCAUUUCUUUUGUCCUCAUUUUCUUGUUUUAACAUGGGGACACUGUUCAUUUAGUUAUUUAAGGAGGGUUUAAGCAUGGAAUACCAUUCCUAUCAUGGAAAUGUUUUGCUGCCAUAAGAAUCAGAGCACAUAUUCUUUUCUGGAAAUCCUGUAUCGACAAAUAUUCGGAGUUACGGAAAAACAUUUGGAAUGAUUCUGUUGUAUUCUAGUGCUUAAAUUUCAAAUUCUGUUAUACAAA
Molecule: messenger RNA, 1323 nt
Organism: Macadamia integrifolia
Lineage: Eukaryota; Viridiplantae; Streptophyta; Magnoliopsida; Proteales; Proteaceae
Product: ER lumen protein-retaining receptor
Exons: 6
Coding region: 350-997 (215 amino acids)
Biological process (GO): endoplasmic reticulum to Golgi vesicle-mediated transport; protein retention in ER lumen
Cellular component (GO): membrane; cis-Golgi network; endoplasmic reticulum
Molecular function (GO): ER lumen protein retrieval receptor activity
Source: RefSeq, a predicted model, not a curated record